This is a messenger RNA of Eublepharis macularius, 948 nucleotides long. RefSeq names its product olfactory receptor 1361-like. The record is from RefSeq and is a predicted model, not a curated record. Gene Ontology annotation, molecular function: olfactory receptor activity; G protein-coupled receptor activity. Lineage: Eukaryota; Metazoa; Chordata; Lepidosauria; Squamata; Eublepharidae. The transcript is spliced from 2 exons. Bases 1 to 948 code for a protein of 315 amino acids. Gene Ontology annotation, biological process: G protein-coupled receptor signaling pathway. Gene Ontology annotation, cellular component: membrane.
AUGACCAGUAAGAACCAAACAAGCAUCUCUGAAUUUGUUCUUUUGGGUCUCUCCACCCAACCUCAACACCAGAGACUCCUCUUCCUGCUUUUCUUCUCCUUAUACCUGUUCGCUCUACUUGGAAACCUUCUGAUUGUCCUACUGACCCGUUUGGACAACCACCUCCUUCGUACCCCCAUGUACUACUUUCUCCAUCACCUCUCAUUGGCCGACUUAGGUUUCGUUUCCACCACCGUGCCCAAGAUAUUGGUGAAUCUGAUGUCUCCAACCAAGACCAUCACUUAUCGCGGGUGCUUGACCCAGAUGUAUUUCUUCUUAACCUUUGGCAACACCGACAGUUUCCUCCUGGCUUGCAUGGCUUACGACCGCUACGUGGCCAUCUGUCGCCCACUGCAUUAUACCACUGUGAUGAGCCAGAAGCGCUGCUUCGUACUGGUAUGUGGCUCGUGGAUCACCUCCGCUCUUCACUCUUUGCUCUACACUCUUCUGACAUCCCGUCUUUCUUUCUGCUCCUCUUGGGAGAUCCCCUAUUUUUUCUGCGACGUCUACCCUCUCCUGGAACUCGCCUGCUCCAGCACAAGUCUCAUCAAGACCCUGGCACAGACAGAAGGUGUAGCAGACAUUCUAGGGCCCUUUGUUCUCAUUAUCAUCUCCUACAUAUACAUCUUCUGUGCCAUUAUGAAAGUACCAUCUGCUGCUGGUAAGCGCAAGGCCUUCUCAACCUGCGGCUCUCAUCUAACAAUAGUCGUUUUGUUCUAUAGCACCAUCAGCUGUCUCUAUUUCCAGCCUGCCUCUGCUUACUCGGCCCAGAAAGGCACCAUUACUUCUCUCUUGUACGCAGUGGUGAUCCCCAUGCUGAAUCCAUUCAUUUAUACCUUGAGGAACCAUGAUAUAAAGACAGCUAUUAAAAAUUCAAUCACCGGACAUUCCCACCAACAACGUAUAUAA